This is a messenger RNA of Brassica napus (rape), 1699 nucleotides long. RefSeq lists its product as uncharacterized. NCBI's taxonomy places the organism in Eukaryota, Viridiplantae, Streptophyta, Magnoliopsida, Brassicales, Brassicaceae. Bases 485 to 973 code for a protein of 162 amino acids. The record is from RefSeq and is a predicted model, not a curated record. The transcript has 6 exons.
CAUGUAAAAUAGAAUAGAAGAAAUGUACCAAAAAAAUCAUUCCUUACUGAUCCAUAGAGUUUAAUCAUAUAUAUAAUGAGGCUCUUUUCUCUCUUUUGAGAGUGUCCACGUAGACAGUUCAUGGGUCCCACCAAAAUCAUCUUUAUUCAAAACCGAAGCGGAGACUCCGAUCGUCGUCCACCAUGAUCAAAGCUAUUAUGUCAUUCAAAGAGAUUUGGAUUCUUCAUCUCCCCCUUGACUCCACCUAUAUAAACUCUCCUGAAUCCAAAUCUUCUCUGGUAGCUUCCAUGGAUAAGAAACAGUCAGAUUUCCAGAUCCAACGCUUUGGAUAAAGCUCCGGCAAUAUCGAGCAGCGCAUCCAUGGCUAAGAAUCCAGCGAAAUCACAACAAAAUCUCCAACUGAAUCGAGCACCGGUUCCAUGGAUAAGAAAAAAGGGGGUUGCUUGGCUCCAUCUACAUCCCUGAUGAGAAGAAUUCGGUGAUCAUGGAUUUAUUCCUGCUGCUCGCGCCACUCACUACCGUCCAUCGGUUCCAUAAAGAGUGUUUGAGAAUCGUUGCAGUAUGCGAAGCAUUUAGCCGGUACAAGAAUCCAGAUGCUGUUCGACAAGUUCGAGAACUGCCGAGUUCCUAUGUACUGGGGAUGUUGCCAGUAUUGAAACAACAAAUGGAUGGUGCUAUGGCUCAUGCCCCAAGUUCUCAUCAUGCACGUGUGCCGGCCUGCCAUGAUGAAAAUGCGGUUGGAGUUGCAAGGUACCGGGUUGAGAUGUUAGUUAUUGAUGUAUCUGACACCGCCGUGUUCGUUACUUUUGAUGGUGAGAUGAACAAGUUGACCAGUGGUCCUGCUGUAGCAGCGUCCAUGAUAACGUCUGAAGAAUAUUCGUUUUUUUUUGCUAAUUCGUUUUUAAGGUACUGUCAUGUGAUGUUGAACAUGGUGUCACUUCUGCAGAAGAUCGAAGAAGCCAUGCUCAAAUAACCUCAAUCCUAGAAAGACCGGAACUGGAACAUAUGUUUGAAUGAUGGAAAAGAGUCCCUUCGAUCAGAAAAAGUUUCCCUUCCUGAGUUCAACCUUCAUGGUCAACAUGACAUCUUAAUGGAAAAGAGUCUUAUUUCUCCUCAUGUAAUUGAUACAGAUUGGUGUGCUAUUUGAGGUUAAAGACUAUUAGUACUUUUCAAUUCCUUAGUUUUGUAAGAAUAUGCCAUAUAGUCUACCUUAAAUUCCACAUAAUACUGAGUAGACAUCAACUCAUUGAGUUUGAGGUAAGAUGUUAAAUCUUUUCUAUCAUCAGCUAAGUCAUUUUUUUGACACAAGACUUUUAUACCAUUGCAUUGAACAGCUCUGUAUUCUUGGAAAUCUCUGUCCUGAAACUGCUGAAGAAGCAGUGGCAAUGGUUCCUUUUCUCAAGGUACAAUAAAGAAAAUUCUAACCUUUUCUAUUUUGUGGAAUAGCUUUUUUGUAGACAAAAGGAAGAGCAUACAGUGAGUAAGCAAUUGAGAAGAUGCUCAAUGAUCUCUCCCUUGUCUAGAGAUUCAAAUAGUGCAAAAAAUCUCAAGAUCUAAGAUUUUAAACAUAUGUCAGGGUGUAAUAUUCUCUUUUUAGCUGAUGCUGUGUGUUUGUAGUUAAAUUAUUAAGAAAGACUGUGACAUAUUAGGGAUGUGAGCAAUCCAUAUACUAAAUAAUCAUGUACACUGUGUUAUACCA